Molecule: messenger RNA, 1068 nt
Organism: Caenorhabditis bovis
Lineage: Eukaryota; Metazoa; Nematoda; Chromadorea; Rhabditida; Rhabditidae
Source: the annotation of a GenBank genome assembly
AUGAUCACUUAUUUUCUAUUUAUUUUAAUAGCUUUGAUGCUAUACGACUUGAUCCGUCAAUGCUUUAUUCGCGACGAAUAUUUGAGUAGAAAAGGCAAAUUCGUGAUUGUGUCUGGCUGCGAUUCCGGAUUUGGUAAACAGUUGGCUAUCGAUCUGCUAAAAAAUGGCUCGAACGUUUUUGCCGGAUUUUAUACGGAAACGGGGAUGAAAUUAUUUGAAAAUGAGUGCCAAAAUCUUGAACCAUCAAGAGGGACCCUCUACUCUCUCAAGCUUGAUGUCACUAGUGAUAAAAGUGUUGAAGAGGCUUUAAAAUUUGUGAAAGAAAUUUUACGAAAAAAGAAUGCUCAUCUGUGGUGUCUUAUUAACAAUGCUGGUGUGUUCUCCGUUUAUGGGCCAGAUGAUUGGUGUGGAAUGAGCGAAUAUAUGUACUCAAUAAAUGUAAACACUUUGGGAGUUGUUCGAAUGUGCCACGCCUUUGUACCGCUGGUCAAAAAAUGUCGAGGACGAAUUGUCACAAUGGCGUCGUCGGCUGGCCGCCUUCACGGCCUCUAUCUGGCUCCAUACGCGACUUCAAAAUUUGCAGUUGAAGGGUAUAUGGAUUGUCUGCGUCUUGAGCUACAACCAUUCGGCGUUUCUGUGCAUAUAUUGGAGCCGGGCGCAUUCAAAACCGAAUUGCUCGAUUUGAACGCGAACCGCCAACGAAUCGAGGAGACAUGGAAUAAAACAUCGCUGGAAACGAAAUUUGAGUACGGAGAGGAUUACAAAAAUAAUUUUGAAAUUGCCUGGAAUAUUGGCAUCAAUUUAGUGGCAAACUCGAAUUUGAAUUGGGUCACUCAAUGCUACACUCAUGCGAUAUUUUCGAAAAAUCCAAAGUUGAGGUAUACUCCUGGAUGGGACGCGAUUCUUCUUUUUGUUCCUUUGAGCGUUUUUCCAGCCUCAAUUCAGGAUCGCAUUCUUUCAAUGCUCUAUUAUUUAGCACCUGGUCCGAAAAUGGUUCCUGCCGCUCUACACCGAAGAAAAUCGGCUCAUAAAUCUAGGAGCAACUCAACAUUUGAAUGCUCCUUAUGA